Molecule: messenger RNA, 2385 nt
Organism: Clupea harengus (Atlantic herring)
Lineage: Eukaryota; Metazoa; Chordata; Actinopteri; Clupeiformes; Clupeidae
Product: myelin-oligodendrocyte glycoprotein-like
Exons: 8
Coding region: 1972-2385 (137 amino acids)
Source: RefSeq, a predicted model, not a curated record
CAGGAAACUCCAAACAUUAAAUAAAAUGUGUGAAGUAGUUGAGAUUUACGUCCCUGAAUGCUCCACAAUGUGUCUAUGACUACCAUCGUGUAGCGACAAUCACGCUCACUUCAGGUGCCACAUUCAAACAGGUCCGUGCGGACACAAUAUACUAUUGUUACACAAAUAAUAAUAUCACUAAGUUGGAGAGGAAUUACGUGUGUGAGACGUGUUUUGGUUAGUUUUGGACAUGUAAAUGUAUGUUGCAGGACUGGAGGGCGAAAUGCAGUAGCCUGCAAGUCAGCUGUUUUAACAAAGUUAUUCAUCCUCGUCAGUUCACUGUUUGUUUCCAUCACUCGUCUCUCUGCGUGUUCUCUCUCUUUCUGCACAGCUUGCAGCUCGCUCCCAGCCCCCUCACUCUCGCCCAAAUAGUCUCGCUCCCACUAUAAUACGAGUUGUUUUUGCUUUGUGAGUUUGCUUACUAUAUUUAUUUUUAUACUUGAAACUCCGGGUUAGCCAUGGAGACAUUGCAGGUUUUUACUGAGCUCGUAAUACGGAGAUCGCGGCAACGAACAGCGGCUGUCAGUGAGAGGGCUCUGCAUGAUAUUGGCCAUUUAAGUGUCAAUCAAAUUAGGUCAUGGGACGUGAUAACCAAUCAGGUUCCUCUAGCAAACUCCCGCUCUAGACGUAUGACCACAGAUAGAGACACUUGUCGUCUUCGGCGAGGAAACUUUUUAUAGAUGCGAAAGGACAAUUGAGAUAUCUGCAGGAUAACACAGAUGAUUAACGGAGCUACAGCUGACAUCAGGCAGGGGACUGAGAGGAAAAGGACUAAUCCAGAGACUCCGCACUUCUUGCACCACUAAAAGUGAAAGUAAAACUGUGAAAGUGAUCAGACAUUUCAGACGAGGGACCGUUACUCGAAGAGAAAAUGGUCUCCGUAGCUCUCUGAAGAGGAGUUCUCCAGUUUACGGUGAAACACUCAGGGAUCCUUUUCUCCUGUCAUGUAGUCACAGUGUGUGUGAAGCUUAUCUACAGCAGGAGUGUCCAGUCUGCAGGAGAAACAGCCUGUGUGUGUUUGGUGUGUUAAGAUUCUUAGAAGCAGAGAAACCACAACUUCACUCCCAUAGCUGAAACACUUGACUGAGGUAAGAAAGAAAAAAAAGAAAUGAUUUAUGUAAUAAUAGUUCAUGCACAAUCUCUUAGCCAACGUAUAUCACUGUAAACGCAGUAGAAAUACAACAGAUCACUCCAGUCUUAAACAGCACAUGAUGUAGAGAACAUACCGGUAUACAUAUGGGUGAGUGUGCAAUAAGAGGCAGCAUACAUACAACAUGGGCCUUCUUAUAUACUCUUUCAUAACAUUCAGUAUAGUCUGAUCUAUACCUUCUUUAAUAACAUUGAAUAUAGAUACAUCAGUAUAUAUUUUUAUAAUACACAACAUAGCCCUAUCUAUUUAUUCUUUAAUAACAAACAAUAUAGCCCUAUCUAUAUAUUCUUUAAUGACAAACAAUAUGGGCCUUCCUAUAUACUCUUUCAUAACAUUAUAGCCUUAUCUAUAUAUUAUUUAAUAAUAUUCAAUACAGUCCUAUCUAUACAUUCUGUAAUAACACAAUACAGUCCUAGCUAUACAUUCAUAAAUAACACACAAUAUAGUUCCAUCUAUAUAUUAUUUAAUAACACACAAUGUAGUUCUGUGUCUGGUCAGAAAUACAAGGAAGGGGUGAUGAUGAUGAUGAUGAUGAUGAUGAUGAUGAUGAUGAUGAUGAUGAUGAUGAUGAUGAUGGUGAUGAUGAUUAGCUUCAUAGCUAAGGGAGGUAGAUGUUACUGCAGUGUUUCUUAUAGAACUGGAGUUUGUCUUAGAAUCUGUCCUUAAUGCCAUAGAAGGACAGGCAUAGAAAGAAGCAAGUCUACUGGACGACUCCCACUGGAGACUGAGAAUGAUGUUGGAGAACAUGACACAAUGAUCUGUCUCUGUUUCAGGAAGGCAAAAUGUCAGCCGCAGUCAUGGACAAAGAUUUUAAACUGGUCACCCCUGAUCAUGUUGUGAAGGCUUCUGAAGGUGAUGAUGUCACUCUGCCCUGUCACCUCUCUCCUAAAACCAGUGCUGUGGCCAUGGAGAUCAGGUGGUUUAAUGGGACACACUGUAUCUACCUGUAUAAGAAUGGUCAUGUGACAGAGGGGAGGGACUAUGAGGGCAGAGUGAGUGUGAACACCCAGGAGCUGCAGAGAGGAGACGUGUCUCUGACACUGAGGAACAUCAGAUGGGGAGAUGAAGGAGUGUACACAUGCCAGGUCAUCAGUGGAGAACACAAGGAGGAGGGAAGAGUCGGGCUGAGAUGUUCCCCUGAUUAUAUGGUUGAUUACCUUGAUUAUAUGGUUGGUGCAGUGGAUAAAAACACGUAA